CGGUUUCUAAUCAUAAGAAACGUGACUGGGCCUUAGAUUCCGAUAAAAGCCCAUUAAUGAAGGCCCAAUUUCUGUUCUUUGAUUAGGAAACCGGUUUGAUUCCUGGAAGAGGAAAAACCGAAAUUUCACAUCAUACCAAACUUUCGUCUCUACCUCUCUCUCUAUCUCUCUCUUCUCGCCGUCGCCGUUAUUAUUCCGGGCGAUCAAAAUUAAGACAAGCCAUUAUAACUUGUGACCAGUCCCUGUUUAUGUGGGUUUCAAUCCUAAACCUCAAGUCUUCUGGUUUGAAUCAUUGCUUUACAAGAACCAAGGCUUUUCGAUAUUUCUGGUCAAGAACAAAGGCUUUACAAGAACAAAGAUUUCAGAGUGAUUCUGGUAAGCUAACUUACUCUGGAUCACGGUACUAUGUUUCCGAUGCAAGGAUUGGUUCAAGUAAGCAUUUUGGUGAAAGUUUUGAUACGAUUCUGAAGAAUAUUGAUGUCCCUAGUGACUGUGUUGAAACUAUUAGAAAUGUGCUUACGAAACACAGUUGGAUACAGAAAUAUGAGAGUGGGUUUAGUACUGAACUUGAUCAAUACAAUGUCAUUAGAAUUUUGGAUGAUUUGUUUGAGGAGACUUUGGAUGCAUCUAUUGCUCUAUACUUCUUUAGAUGGUCAGAGUUGUGGAUUGGUGUUGCGCACUCGAGCAGGUCUAUCAGCCGAAUGAUUCAUAUUCUGGUGUCUGGAAAUAUGAAUUAUAGAGCUGUAGAUAUGCUUCUCUGUCUGGUGAAGAAAUGUAGUGGAAAAGAAAGGUCCUUGUGUUUAGUUAUAAAGGAUCUAUUUGAAACUCGUAUUGAUCGUCGGGUUUUAGAAACUGUGUUUUGUAUGCUGAUUGAUUGUUGCAUUAAAGAGAGGAAGGUAGACAUGGCCCUGAAACUAACCUACAAAAUAGACCAGUUUGGCAUCUUUCCUUCACGAGGGGUUUGUAUUUCGUUAGUUGAGGAAAUUCUACGAGCUCAUGGGUUGGAGUUAGCUCGGGAAUUUGUUGAGCACAUGCUUAGUCGAGGGAGGCAUCUAAAUGCUGCCCUUCUUAGCCUAUUCAUAAGGAAGUAUUGCUCUGAUGGCUAUUUUGAUAAAGGUUGGGAAUUGCUUAUGGGAAUGAAAGACUAUGGCAUCAGACCUGACAUUGUGGCAUUUACAGUUUUCAUUGAUAAGUUGUGUAAGGCAGGGUUUCUAAGAGAAGCGACUUCGGUAUUGUUUAAACUCAAACUCUUUGGUAUCUCUCAGGAUUCUGUAUCCGUCAGCUCUGUUAUCGACGGGUUCUGUAAGGUAGGGAAACCAGAGGAAGCCAUUAAGCUCAUUCAUUCUUUUCGUCUUAGACCAAACAUUUUUGUGUACAGUAGCUUUCUGUCAAAUAUAUGUAGCACAGGAGACAUGCUUAGAGCUUCUACCAUAUUUCAGGAGAUUUUUGAGUUGGGACUCCUUCCUGAUUGUUAUUGUUAUACUACUAUGAUUGAUGGGUAUUGUACUCUAGGCAGAACAGAUAAAGCUUUUCAAUUUUUCGGGGCACUGUUGAAAAGCGGGAACCCGCCAUCCUUAAUAACAUAUACACUACUUAUUGGUGCUUGCAGCAAGUUUGGAAGCAUAAGUGAUGCAGAAUCUGUGUUUCGGAUUAUGAAAACUGAAGGUUUGCAUCCGGAUGUUGUAACGUAUAACAAUCUGAUGUAUGGGUAUGGGAAGACACAUCAGCUGAAUAAAGUAUUUGAGCUUAUUGAUGAGAUGAGAUCUGCUGGUAUCUCUCCAGAUGUUGCAACCUACAAUAUUUUGAUACAUAGCAUGGUGGUUAGAGGAUAUGUCGAUGAAGCAAAUGAAAUUAUCAGUGAGCUUAUCCGACGAGGCUUUGUUCCUAGUGCAUUAGCAUUCACAGAUGUGAUUGGUGGGUUAUCGAAGAGAGGGGAUUUUCAGGAAGCGUUUAUUUUGUGGUUCUACAUGGCUGAUCUUAGAGUGAAACCUGAUGUUGUAACAUGCAGUGCAUUACUUCAUGGUUAUUGCAGAGCGCAGAGAAUGGAGAAAGCUAUUGUUUUGUUUGAUAAGUUGCUUGAUGCGGGGUUAAAGCCAGAUGUGGUUUUGUAUAAUACGCUCAUCCAUGGAUAUUGCAGUGUAGGAGAUAUUGAGAAAGCAUGUGAGUUGAUUGGUUUGAUGGUUCAAAGGGGAAUGCUUCCAAAUGAGAGUACCCAUCACGCACUUGUUGUGGGGCUUGAGGGAAAGCGGUUCAUGAACUCGGAAGAGCAUGCAUCCAUGCUACUUGAAGAAAUUGUAGUUGCAAAUGGCGCCUGAUAGCCGGAGGAUGAUAACAGAUCACAUUCUGCAACCCAAUACAAGCUUUAUCUGUAAGUUUUGGCUUUUGUUUACGACUUUACGUUUUGAUUUAUUUGUUUUUAACACAACGUAAUUAAGUGAUUAAAUUUGUUCAUUUAGUACAUAAAACUUGUAAGUUUCACUUUAAUUCAUACAUAUCUCGACAACA
This is a messenger RNA of Arabidopsis lyrata subsp. lyrata, 2505 nucleotides long. Its product is annotated as pentatricopeptide repeat-containing protein At2g19280. Bases 249 to 2315 code for a protein of 688 amino acids. The record is from RefSeq and is a predicted model, not a curated record. The transcript is spliced from 2 exons. Gene Ontology annotation, molecular function: protein binding. Lineage: Eukaryota; Viridiplantae; Streptophyta; Magnoliopsida; Brassicales; Brassicaceae.